AUGGUUGUGUACAGUGGAGAUGAAACAUUGGAUAGAGCUCUUGAAAGGUGGCUGAAUAUUGACCUGUGCAGAGCAACUCGGGUUGAAGUUAUGGAAGAUAUAGAUGCCGGGCGAUGGGAUAAACUGAAAAAGACAAUGCUGAGUCGGCAGAAGUUUGGGACAGCAGGGCUCCGAGGAAGGAUGGGGGCUGGAUACAUGUGUAUGAACGAUGUGGUUGUACUACAGACAGCUCAGGGUAUAUGUUCUUACAUACAGAAGAUAUGUAAUUUCGAGCAAAUACAAAGCGGUGUUGUCAUCGGUUAUGAUGGAAGAUACAACUCAAGGCGGUUUGCUGAGCUCACAGCGAAGGUAUUCGUAAGUUCUUCCAUCCCAGUCCAUUUGUUCUCCGAAGUCUGCCCUACACCCCUCGUGUCAUACGCGACAAUAUCUUAUGGGGCAGCUGUAGGUAUCAUGGUGACUGCUUCCCAUAACCCCAAAGACGAUAACGGCUACAAAGUCUACUGGAGCAACGGAUCCCAGAUAAUAGCGCCACACGAUGAGAACAUUCUAGAAGAAAUAUAUAGCUGCUUAGACAUACCACUAGAGCAUUGGAACACAAACAACAUAACGAGCCAUGAAUUGGUGAAGGAUUGUACAGAAGACAUCACCAACAAAUACAUGGAGUACAUCAAGACGUGUUUACACGAGGACGUGUUGGAACAGAACAGACUCGCGAAAAUAAACGCGGUGUAUAGCGCCAUGCACGGCGUGGGGUAUGAAUAUAUUGUGAAGGCGUUCCAAGCUGCUAACUUACAGGCCCCUACCAGCGUUAUAGAGCAACAAUCCCCAAACCCUGAGUUCCCUACAGUUAUGUUCCCUAAUCCCGAAGAAAGGGAAUGUUUAGAUCUCAGCAAGGAAUUAGCUGAGGAAAGAGGAAUAAACUUGGUGCUAGUGAACGACCCUGACGCUGACAGACUGGCAGUAGCUGAAUAUAAUAAGGAAGCAAAAUCCUGGAAAGUAUUCACCGGGAACGAAAUGGGAUCUUUACUAGGAUGGUGGAUUUUACAACAAUAUUGUGCACACAACACUAUCGAAGAAGAAGUUUACUUGCUAGCAAGUUUCGUUAGCUCUAAAAUGUUACGAGCCAUCGCUAAAGGAAAAGGACAGUUGGUUGAAACACUCACUGGCUUUAAAUGGAUGGGUAACGCCACUCUGCUAUUAUUGCAACAAGGCAAAGUUCCAUUGUUCGCUUUCGAAGAAGCGAUCGGCUACAUGUGUAACCCGAGAGUACCUGAUAAAGACGGAAUCUCAGCCGCCGUACAAGUAGCCUCAUUAGCAUCGAAGUUGUACGCCAAUCGGUCGACCCUGUUCGAUCAGUUACAAUCUCUAUACAAAGAGUACGGCUACCACAUAUCACUGAACUCAUACUACAUCGUUAAAGAUCAAAACAUUAUUCAGAAGAUAUUCAGACGAAUCAGGAAUUUCCACGGGCCGGGCGAGUACCCGAGGGUAGUGGGUCCUUGUGAGGUAACAUUUAUGAAUGACUUCGCGGCCGGAGUCAAAAUACCAGAAGAUAAUAAUAAAGACGCACAUCUCAAGGUACUAGGUACGGGUCUAGACAAAGACUAUACAAGCGGGGAGAUGAUCACAUUCUCGUGUAGUUCAGGAUUAGCAGUCACUGUACGUACGAGCGGGACUGAGCCUAAACUCAAAUACUACACCGAGUAUGUUUGUCACGCGCCUACACUCAGGGAACAAGAGGAAAAGAAAAUUAUAAUGGAGGAAAUGGUGAAAGAGUUUAUUAACGAUCUUCUUCAACCUAAAGAAAACGGCCUGGUCGCCUGA
Danaus chrysippus (African queen) is the source of this 1824-nucleotide messenger RNA. NCBI's taxonomy places the organism in Eukaryota, Metazoa, Arthropoda, Insecta, Lepidoptera, Nymphalidae. The record is from the annotation of a GenBank genome assembly.